Arachis stenosperma is the source of this 912-nucleotide messenger RNA. RefSeq lists its product as uncharacterized. NCBI's taxonomy places the organism in Eukaryota, Viridiplantae, Streptophyta, Magnoliopsida, Fabales, Fabaceae. Gene Ontology annotation, biological process: DNA integration. Bases 1 to 912 code for a protein of 303 amino acids. The record is from RefSeq and is a predicted model, not a curated record. Gene Ontology annotation, molecular function: nucleic acid binding. The transcript has 2 exons.
AUGGACGGCCUCAUGAGAAAGUACGGCAUCAUACACAAAGUCGCCACGGCUUACCACCCUCAGACAAAUGGCCAAGCCGAGGUUUCUAACCGGGAAAUCAAAUAUGUGUUGGAAAGGAUUGUGAAGCCGAAUCGGAAGGAUUGGAGCGCUAAACUCUCCGAUGCACUUUGGGCUUAUCGAACGGCUUAUAAAACACCCAUUGGCAUGAGCCCCUUUAGGCUUGUAUAUGGUAAAGCAUGCCACUUACCGGUAGAAAUUGAACACAAAGCUUAUUGGGCCAUAAAGGAAUGUAAUAUGAGCUUGGGUGGAGCCGGAGUAGAGAGAAAGCUUCAAUUAGCGGAAUUGGAAUGCUUAAGAUUAGAAGCUUAUGACAACUCUAGACUUUACAAGGAAAAGAUGAAAGCCAUCCAUGACAAGAACAUUAGGAGAAGGGAAUUCCGACCCGGUGAGCUAGUCCUUCUUUACAACUCAAGGAUGGUCAUCAAAAAGAACAAAGGGAAAGCCCCGAAGAAGCCAGCUUCCAAUAGAGCGCGCCAAGAACUAACGGCCAAGCCACUCCUGAAGAAGGCUAAGGGCCCCGUUGACGUUCUAGAGAAGGACAACCCUCCAAAGGAUUCAAAUAAGUUUCCUAACCGCUACUGCAAACUUGUUUACUCAAGAAUGAUUGAAAGAAAUUAUCACCCGGAGCCUCUUCUAGUCCUACCGGCUCACCUCACUCCGAUAGUGAUGCCACACAUUGACCGGAGGCAAUGGAGGUUCCUCUUGAGGCAACCAAAGGAGGCCAAUCUCUCAUGGGUGGUGGAAUUCUACUCCAACUACCACUCACCCCUUCUCACAUCAAUAUUUAUGCGCGGAAGCAAGUGUCAGUCACAGUGGAAACCAUCCGAGAAGUCCUUGGGAUUGGGCCGUUGA